Messenger RNA from Ricinus communis (castor bean), 1987 nucleotides. Its product is annotated as probable serine/threonine-protein kinase PBL17. Gene Ontology annotation, molecular function: ATP binding; protein kinase activity. Gene Ontology annotation, biological process: protein phosphorylation. The transcript has 6 exons. The coding region runs from base 430 to 1764 and encodes 444 amino acids. NCBI's taxonomy places the organism in Eukaryota, Viridiplantae, Streptophyta, Magnoliopsida, Malpighiales, Euphorbiaceae. The record is from RefSeq and is a predicted model, not a curated record.
GGAAAUUAGAAAAAAAAAGUUGGAAGGAGGCAAAGAGAGGGGCCCGCUCGCUUUGGCGCUUUUGGCGGCUGUUCUUUCAAAGAAACCUCCUCUCAGUACACCAAAAAGAAAAAGAAAAAAAACCUUCUCUCAAACCAAAACUCAUUUAUUGAUUUCAUUAUCUUUAACCAAUCAUCCGCUCUCUUCAAUUUUCAACUUUUUUUCUUUUUUAAUAAGUCUAGCUCUUCUUGGUUUUGUACGAUCAACUGGUUCCUUUCUUUUCAUAGUUUAUUGCUGGAUUAGUCUUUGAACUUCCGGUUGACCCAUUUGUGUUGCGGGUAAUACCCAGAUCGGAGCCAGCGGCCAUUUGAGUGUAUUUAUCUGUACAGAAAGGAAACCAUCUGGGUGUUUUCUUUGGUUAAACUUCUUUUAAAUGUCUAAAAUGGGAAGAUGAAAUGCAAUAGAUCGAGGUUUGGAUUAAGGUCACGAAGGAUAAUGGGUAUUUGUUUCAGUAUCGAGAAUGAGCAACUGUCUCAACAACAACCACAUUUAUCUUCUGCCAAAAAAGCAGGAGAAGAUUUUGACCACUCUCCAAGUAAACUAAACAAGCCAGACUCAAUUGGGGCCAAAAGUGCAAGCAGCAAUCAGUUGGUCCCCAAGAAUGUCACUGACCUUCGCCAGAGUCCUGGAUAUGGUAAUGUUGAUAUCUUUACAUAUGAAGAAAUGACAUUGGCCACGAAGCAUUUCAGACCAGACUAUAUUCUGGGCGAGGGUGGAUUUGGUGUUGUUUAUAAGGGUGUCAUUGAUGCGAGCGUAAGGCCUGGCUAUGAGACCAUAGUCGUCGCCAUUAAAGAGCUUAAUCCUGAUGGGUUACAAGGUGACAGAGAAUGGCUGGCGGAAGUCAAUUAUCUAGGGCAACUUAGUCACCCAAAUCUUGUGAAGCUAAUUGGUUAUUGCUGUGAAGAUGAACACAGGCUAUUGGUCUAUGAGUACAUGGCAAGUGGGAGCUUGGAGAAACAUCUUUUUCGUAGAGUGGGUUGCAUAUUGACUUGGUCAAAAAGAUUGAAGAUUGCUUUAGAUGCAGCCAAGGGCCUUGCUUUUCUUCAUGGUGCUGAAAGAUCAAUUAUAUACCGUGAUUUUAAGACAUCCAACAUCCUACUGGAUUCGAACUUCAACGCAAAGCUUUCAGAUUUUGGGCUUGCAAAAGAUGGACCAAUGGGAGAUCAGACACAUGUAUCAACACGGGUCAUGGGUACUUAUGGAUAUGCUGCACCUGAAUAUGUAAUGACCGGGCACUUAACUGCCCGAAGUGAUGUUUAUGGUUUUGGAGUAGUGCUGCUUGAAUUGCUACUUGGAAGGAGGGCAUUGGAUAAGGGCAGACCAAGCCGAGAACACAACUUGGUUGAGUGGGCACGACCACUUCUGAACCAUAAUAAGAAGGUUCUGAGGAUAUUAGACCCACGAAUGGAAGGGCAGUACACGGUUAAAACGGCAAUGAAAGUUGCCAAUUUGGCAUAUCAAUGCCUUAGCCAAAAUCCAAAAGGGAGACCCCUGAUGAGCCAGGUGGUUGAAUUACUUGAAGGUGUUCAGACCCAGGAUGAAGAUGCAUUUUUUCAAAGCAAUGACACAGGAGUGACUCUUUAUGAGGAUCCGGGGCUUUCCCCAUUUACUCCGCACGGGAAAAAGGAUCCAACUACAAGGAGCAAUCAAUCGAAAGGAAGAAGCAAUUCUGAGCCGUCGGUCGAUCAUGAUCUUUAUCCAACCUCAAGUCCACAGAGGAACUAAGCAUUUACCGUAGCUGAGUUUGUAUCAAUAUGGAUGGAAGUUGAAAUUGUAAGAAAUUGUAUCAACUUGUCUAUCCAAUUUGAUGUUUCGAAAUUGCUGUCUUCCCCAAAUUCUGACAGUCGCCAAACAUCAGCACGCAAAUACCCUGAACAUGUAGUCUAAUUUCGAAUUUUGUUCAUCUUCGUUUGCUUUUUCUUAAAUAAAAAAUUGCAUUAUCCUAGAA